Messenger RNA from Besnoitia besnoiti, 702 nucleotides. Its product is annotated as SAG-related sequence. Gene Ontology annotation, cellular component: membrane. The coding region runs from base 1 to 702 and encodes 233 amino acids. Lineage: Eukaryota; Apicomplexa; Conoidasida; Eucoccidiorida; Sarcocystidae. The transcript is spliced from 2 exons. The record is from RefSeq and is a predicted model, not a curated record.
AUGGUCGUCCGUAGGGAGCUAGUGGCGCUCUCUGUGUAUGUGCGCGCCGGGGCUCUCUGCUCGCAUCACGCCACCAAUUCUACCUGUGCGGACCCUGAUACCAAAGGCGGCGUCCUGUCGGCGGAGGACGGCGUCAUUUUUUGUCUUUCGACGCUUAGAGUAUUGGCGCUGGCUCUUUUGAUCUCGGGAUCAUCCGCCACCUCGGACGACGGCAAAACGGCGGCAGAUCCGUCCGAUACCGUGCAGACCUGCAUGCCGGAGACGGAGGCGAAAACUCUUCCUCUCAGUGUCCAGCCUGGGAAGAAGGAUAUUUCGUUCAAAUGUGGCGGCAAUGAAGCCACGCUCUCUCCGCCGCCUGAAAACAGAACGUUUUUCGCAAAACCCGAGGGUGGAGAGCCCACAUCUCUGUCUGAGGUGUGUGAGAACGCACUGUUGACUAAAACCGGUAGUGGCUCCAACUCGAAGUACACGCUGACUCUUCCGUCCAAGGUCUCGGUGGAGCGUAAGCUGUACUUCACCUGCACCACAACAGAUGGUGAGAAGGGAAAACAAGCAGUUGGCGCGAAAAAGGAGCAGAAGUGUACGGUGGAAGUCACAGUCAAGGCCGGAGCCGGAGAAGAGCAUGGAUCAUCGGCAGCUGGAUGGGUCGCAGUGCCUUCUAUCGUAGUGGGAAUUCUUUUCCUGAGCCUUCUAUACAUCUAG